AUGCGCGACACCGUCCGGGACGGCGACGCAGGCUCUGGCCUCCUCUCAAUGAGCGCGCUGUGCUGGGUGGUGAAGAGGAUGGAUCGCCUGACCGGCGACGACCGUCGCAGUGCGACCAGCAUGGACAAGGUCCUCGUUUCGGGGUUGAAGGAGCUGCGGAUUCGGAUGAUGACAUACAUCAAGGAACACGUCGCACGCAGACGGUCAGGCCAUGUCGGAGUUGGUGUCGAUGCCUGUGAAGACGACGCCGCGGAGCCCCCUUCGGCAUCCCAAGCAGUCGGUGUCGCCGACACCAGCGGAGAGGCCGGAGACGGCGUCGACAAGGCAGAUGAGGAGGCAGAAAGGGCUGUGGCGAGGACCGCGGAUCAGGAAAAGGAGGAGGAGGAGGAUGACACCGACGAUCAGGAUGAUAACGAGGAGGAUCGUGAGGAGCGUGAGCAGGGGCAUGGGCAGGAGGAGGAGGAGGAGGAGGAGGAGGAGGAGGAGGACGAGGAGGAGGAGGAGGAGGAGGAGGAGGAUGAGGAGGAGGAGGAGGACAAGGAGGCGGCGGCGGCGGAGGCCGUGGAGCAGGGUUUCGGGUCGGUGGAGCAGGUGGCGGAGGGGGAGAAGCAGCAAGAGGGGGAGGAGGAGGUAGAGUUCCCCUGGGUCGAAUUCGAGAUGGAGGAUGUUGAGGGAGCGGCGGCGGUGGCCGUGGAGGGAGCGGCGGCGGCCGUGGAGGGAACGGGCGGGAUGUCGGCGGAUGUUGUGUACGUGCGAGGGGAGGGUGCCGAUGUGGAGAAUGUCGGCGUGGAGGAGGCGCACGUGGUCGGCAAUGUGGUUGGCGACGCGAAGGAGGAGGAUAACGUCGCGUCCCCGACGCCGACGGGCGUGGAGACCACCACAGGGAACGCAGGGGUGGAACGCCGGGGUGGAGCGGUAGAGGCGGGCCGUCAACCGGGUUCCUCAGCAGCUGGUCGGCAGGCAACGCCGGCCGUCGUCGCGCAGCUGCGACAGGAGAACAUGUGGCUGAGGGCAGAAAAUGCUCGUCUCGAGACGGCGCUCGGAGUGGAGAGGGGUCGGGUGGACAGGUUCGCGAUGGGGAUUGGCCACCUCGUGGACAAGCUCAGGUCGUUGGCCGACCAGGUCGCCGCCUCCGACCAGGACGCGUCGAGUCGGCUGAUGGACGCGUCCUUGACCAUGGCGACGACCGUGACGGAGAACAUCACUGCCAACAUGGGUGAAGCAUGGGAGGCGAUGAAGGCGUACGCCGAGAGGGCGGAGAGCUGGUUGGACGAUCUAGAGAAUCCGGAGGGGGUUAUGGCGUCUUUCAAGGCGGACGUGUUGAAGGCGGUGACUGAGGCCACCCAGCAGUCGUUUGCUGCGUCCGGGUUAAACCUCAUGACCCAGGUGAUCGGCCAUCUGGCGCCUGGUCGGCAUGGGUCGUCGUCGUCGGACAACGAGGCCGACAAGAAGGGUGCGAAAAGGGCGGGCGGCGGAGAUGAUGCGUUGAGCUCGAAGCGGAGCAAGGGAGCCGAUGGGAGCCGCGGCGUCGGCCAGGUGGCUCCAGGCGGCUCGCGGAGCAAGGGAGCCGAUGGGAGCGGAGGUACGAGCGUGGUCGACCAGCUGAAGAAGAACGGGGCCAAGGUGAUAAGGACGCACAGCAAGGGCGAUGGAAUCAGGAGUGCGGAGGGGGGCCCUGCCGACCAGGUUGCCGCUCAAGAGGCUGGACCAACAGCCCCGCCAUUGGUCGCCGAGAAGCCGGCCAGUCUAGCGACCGCACCAACGGCGAUAGAUGGCGGCGCCAAAACCGUCAAAGGACCGUCCGUCGGAGUGGCGGGGACCACGUCGAUCCCCCGCAAACCCCCUGCGGCUAGCAGCGCGCCGGUCGCCCCGUCAGCCGCCAACAACGAUGGGCCGUCCCUUGCGGCUACUCCAGCACCAGCAGGCACGUCUGCCGCCAAGGUUGACGCGGUGGAUGCUGCGGCUAACCGCGCUGGUCCGUCCGCCCCAAAGGCGAACGCGCUCAGGGAGAUGCUCAGCCGCAUGGAGACCCAUCGACAGGACGUGCAGCAGCCUCCCGUGGUCGGCACCGCGCCGGCCACAACAGCACGUCGCUCGGUCACUCCCCAGGUCGCCGCCACAACGUCCAGUGCCCCACCUACCGCGCCUAUCAUCGCCGCCCGUCCUCCUGUGGACCCAAAGUCCGCGUUGCUUCGCGCCCAGUUAGGCGUACGUACUGCGGCUGCGCAGGCACGGGCUCAGCCGGUAUCCAGCUCAUGCGCGACGCCGACGUCGGUGACCGUAGCUGCACACACACUCGGUGCGGCUACUAUCGAGGCGGUGGCGGAGAAGGGCGUGAGUGCAGCGCUAGCCACGGGCGGCAGAUCAGUUGACCCUGCACAGGCGGCGAAGGACCACAACGACGCCGAUAUCGCUGCCAUCCAGGACCUGUUGGAAGCGGUAAACCGCCCCAAGCAGCCCCCUGUGCUGGCCAUCUUGGACUCGGCGAGUCCCACCGGCUGUACAGCGGAGCCAAAGACGACCACUGCUGCGGUCGGCGCGGGAAAGUCGAAACGGAAGGGGACGGUCGACGCAGGGAAAGCGAGGCCGAGCUCGAAGAAGAAAACACGGGCGACGUCGGCGAUGGUGAAGUCGGUGCAGAAAGGACAGGGGAUGGCGACGGCGAUGGUGGAGAAGGAGAAGAAGGAGGAGGAGAAGGAGGAGGAGGAGAAGAAGGAGAAGGAGAAGGAGAAGGAGAAGGAGAAGGAGAAGGAGAAGGAGAAGGAGAAGGAGAAGGAGAAGGAGACGGAGAAGGAGAAGGAGAAGGAGACGGAGGAGGAGAAGGAGAAGGAGGAGGAGGAGGAGAAGGAGAAGGUGGAGGAGGCGGAGGAGAAGAAGCUGGAGGAGGAGGAGGCGGCGACGGAGGAGGAGAAGGUGAAGGUGAAAGAACGGAAGGGUCAUGGCAUCCGCCACGACUCGACGGGCGACAAGCAAGGGUGGGUGGGCGAGAUCAAGGUGGUCGGGAACGAGAGCAGAUACAUCGGCAAGUCCCGCGACAAGAUGGAGCUGGCGUACCUUCACUCCAUUGUGUACCUCCUGUACGACGGUUUCGUCAGCAAGAUCCUCAUGGCCGAGCUCACCGGCCUGGAGGAAACAGUGAUGAAGCAGUGGAGGGCGGUGUGGAAGGAAGUCCGGUUCUUGCCGACUGGGAUGUGGACGGUGAUCUGGGCAAGGGGCGCGUUCCUCCCAAGGACACGGUUCGACGACAUCCUCGGGAAGUAUAGAGCGUACAAGACAUCAGGCGAUGCGCACCACGACGCGCUUUUGCCCGCGAUCUGGUUCCCCGUCGAUGCCGACGGGAAGUCGGAUGCAAUGAUGUCGGCCAUGCUUGAUCGCGUGUCCUUGUGCGCGGCGUAUGGGGAGGUCGCUGCAUCCGCGGCGAGAAUGGAGGGCGACACGGAUCAGAAGACGGCGAAGGUCGCACAGGCGCUGUCGGCCUCAGCUUGCGCACUGUGGUGCUUAGUCGAGGGCGACGGCGCCCAGGUGGCUGAUGCCGUCCGCGAAGGGAAGGCGGCGGCGAUGUUGGUCGGCGCCAGCGAGGCUACCGCCGCCGAGUUCAAGAACGUCAUGUCGGCGGUGCUGGAGGUGGCGAUCAGCAGGCAGCAACCCCUUGGGGAGGUUGCGCACAACGUCGCACCGGCGCUUGAGUCCACCGCUCUGGCCAGAGCCUAUCCGGGGUUGGAUGUUGAACCCGAGGCCAAACUGAUCGCACGAGCGACAGUGGAAACCCUCGCGUUCUGGGGGAUGUGCCACGUGGAUGGGCCGAAACUCAGGAAGAUCGGCAUCGCGGUGCCGCUGGAUGCGCAGAUGGAGUACGACAUCGAGCACAGGGGGAGGAAGAGGCCGAGGGGCAAGCAGGGCAAGGACAGCUCGGGGAAGAAGGGGAAGGGCAGAGCGGGCAAGGACAGCACGGCGGCGUAG
Molecule: messenger RNA, 3960 nt
Organism: Closterium sp. NIES-65
Lineage: Eukaryota; Viridiplantae; Streptophyta; Zygnematophyceae; Desmidiales; Closteriaceae
Source: the annotation of a GenBank genome assembly